AUGGUUAACGCGACGGUGACGUCAUCGGCAGCCCGACUUCCGGUCUCGAAGGUAAACGGAGCGCAGCACUAGCGAAGGAAGCCAAGCGAGCGAAAGCUUACAGCACCAUCCAUGUGGGACACGGCAGUAUAUGAUAUGUCCACAGAGAGGAAGGCUGCAACAAAACGACCUGCUGAUAAAAUCACAGCAGGACCAGACAGCAGAAAAGCACGCCAAUGCCAGAUUGACCAACCAACAACUUCUUGGGGUGAGAAGACUACAGAAGAAGAAGCCCCUACCCUACAGGUAUCUCUGCAGAAUGCCAAGCAGAUAGUCGAGCACCAAAAGGUAGAAAUUACAACAUUAAAGGAGAAGGUUGAUAUGCUCACGCAAGACCGUGACUUCCUCAGAGAGAGACUUAAAGAGGCUCUGGCGCUCAAAGCUUGGAAGCAGGAGGAGACCUCAGCAGGGCUGAGGAAGCAGAGUCUCCAGGAGACUGACGACUCCACAUCCUCGCAGUCCCCCGAGGACUCGGAGUACUCCGAAGAAGACGAUUCAUCCGAGGACAACAAAAGGAAGUCAAAGAAGAAGUCCAAGAAGCGAGCCAAGUCCAAAAAGCCUAAGAAAGUUAGGAAAAUGAGAGUAAAAACUCCGGAUGAUUCCAUCCGUCGCUACAACAUGGUGUUGGGGAAAGUACAGAAGGAGCACAUUAGCAAGGCUGAAGCUUACGCUAAGCUGGGAGUGGACAGAAACACCAUCGUGUCGCAAGCACCUAUCGCCGAACUCGCCGUUGCCAGUCCUGACAUUUUCAAAACACUCAGGGCGACAUUUAAAAGGAAAGACAGUCUCAGGCGGUUUGCAGAAACCUGCCGGAGCUUCUGCCAGCAGGAGCCCACAGCUACUUCAAUACUGAAGAAGAAGGAAGAAGGAUGCUUACUGGACAUUUAUAAAAACUGGGCCUCCAUUCCACAUCUAUCUCUCUAACUUGUCAGGUCUGUUAGUGAAGCAGGUACCUAGUAAGACGUAAGGCAGGGUCUAGUAGGUUUUUUUGUUUGUUAAAGGACAUUCAGGCUCGGUUCCCUGUUUAAGAAUUAUUUGCACUAAAAAACGUAUCGUUUGUAUCAUGUUGUUUGAGGUGAUGUUUUUGUGUUUGCUAGAUUGUAUCUGUAAGGUUUUGCAUAACUGCUGUAAUCAGUGUAGUUAAGGAACUUAAAUUUUUUAUCACUGUGGUUACUGAGCAUUUUGUUUUCAAAAGCUGAGUAUUGAAGCUGUUGACUGUGAACUGUGCAGUAAAUGCCUUUUUGUUUUAAACAGAUUUAACAGACUUCGGAGAUUGUUUUAUUCUGAAGACAUAUUUUUGAAGGCACCAUUCAGACUGAGAAUGGAAUAAAGUAUUGCAGUGAAUACCUUUUUUUGUUUGAAAUGAAUCGAACGUUAGCUUUGUGAUUGUGUUAUUUUGAAGGCCCCGUGCAGAUUGAGCACGGAAUAAAGUACUGCUGAAUUAA
Messenger RNA from Brienomyrus brachyistius, 1484 nucleotides. RefSeq names its product coiled-coil domain-containing protein 106-like. NCBI's taxonomy places the organism in Eukaryota, Metazoa, Chordata, Actinopteri, Osteoglossiformes, Mormyridae. Bases 112 to 963 code for a protein of 283 amino acids. The record is from RefSeq and is a predicted model, not a curated record. The transcript has 6 exons. Gene Ontology annotation, cellular component: nucleoplasm.